UCCUCCUCCCUCAACCUCCGCUUCCUCCCCCUCCCUUCCACCCUCUUCCUCUCCCGCUUCAUCGCCAUCGCCGACGACGACAUCUCCCCUUCCCCUCACUCCCUCUCCCUCGCCCUCUCCCUCCUUUCCCGCCGCCCCCUCUCCCUCCUCGGCUUCUUCCCCCGCUCCCACGCCCUCGACCUCCAUUCCAAGUCCUGGAUCUACACCCUCCAUCCCGACCGCUACUCCAUUGUUCUCACCAAGCUCAUGCUCCUCCGCGCCGACUACCUUCACAAAUACAGCUGCUGGACCAAAUUAGCCCCCGCGAGGGCGGUCGUGGACCGCCAUCGUAACUGCGAGGACAUUCUCAUGAACUUCGUCGCCGCCAUGGAGAGUGGGGAAGGCCCUCUGCUCGUCGGCGGAAGGGUUAGGGAUUAUGGCGAUCCCAGGAAUCGGGGAAAGGGGGAGACGGAGAUCGGAAGGGUAGGGUUGAGCUCGAGGAAGGAGCAUUGGGAGAGCAGGGGGAACUGCAUUACUGAGUUCCAUCGGUUGCUGGGUGUGAUGCCGCUCAGGUACAGUUACGGUAAGGUGGUCGGAGAGAUUGGGGAACAGGGGCUUUGUAGAAAGGCUGGUAAACUGGUUCUAUGUGACCAAGAUUAGAUUGAGACUAAAUCAAAUAUAAAUAAACUCUCUUUUAAUCA
Molecule: messenger RNA, 680 nt
Organism: Dendrobium catenatum
Lineage: Eukaryota; Viridiplantae; Streptophyta; Magnoliopsida; Asparagales; Orchidaceae
Product: glycosyltransferase family protein 64 C3
Exons: 1
Cellular component (GO): membrane
Molecular function (GO): glycosyltransferase activity
Source: RefSeq, a predicted model, not a curated record